GAUGGAAAGGUUUACCAGGAAUGCCGUCAAACACCAGAAGACUACUGUUUUGGAAGUCUGCGUUUACCUGGUCCUGUCCUGGAGGGAGAGAUGAUGACUGGCUGCUUCUGUCCAGAGGACCAGUCAAAAGCUGGAGAGUACAGUGAUGUGUGUGUGGACAGCUGCACUAACUGCCAAGGCCCUUAUGGAGAACCCAAGCAGCUUGGUGACAGCUGGGAGUCCAACUGUAAGAUCUGUACGUGUGAUGAACGGACCAGAACCACGAGGUGCCUGGACCGGCCCACUCUCCCCUCCCCCACCUGCUCCCCCGACUCCAUUCUGGUGACGGACUGUUGUGGAGUCCAGACCUGCCGGUUGACUCACGACUGUGAUCACCGUCAGGAUGCUGGAGUCGUCUGCUCAGAUGGGACUACUACUACUCAGAAGGCAGAUAUUGCCUUCCUGCUGGAUGGCUCUGGGAGUGUGGAUUCACACCAGUUCUUCACCAUGAAAGAAUUUGUGAAAAAUGUUGCCAGAACGCUCCUGAAUUCUAAAACCUCUUUUGCCUUUGCUCAAUACUCCGGUAGUCCCAUCAUCCGUGUAGACUUUAAUCAGUUUCAGAGAACAGGAUGGGAAAAUCAGGUGGACAGUAUCACACAGGCUACAGGACGCACAUAUACUGCCCACGCUAUCCAAACAGUUGUGAAUGAUUUAUUUAACUCUUCUGCUGGAGCAAGAGCUGAUGCCAAGUGGAUCCUAAUUGUCAUCACCGAUGGGAGAUCUGCUGAUGCUCAAGACUAUCCCAGUGUCACAGCAAUGGCUGAUGGGAAAAAUAUCACCAGAUAUGCUAUAGGGGUUGGUGCUGCCUUUAGUGAUGUAGCCUCACGAGAUGAGCUCAGCAGCAUCGCGUCUUCUCCAACAUUCGACCACAUGUUUCAUGUGAACAGUUUUGAUGCACUGGACGCCAUUGGCAGCACACUGGAAGCCAACAUUGGUGCCAUAGAAGGUUUACGUCUAGUGGACGGACACCAGCGCUGCUCAGGCAGAGUGGAGGUGUACCGUGCGGGAGAGUGGGGCACCGUGUGUGACGACGACUGGGACAUCAAGGAUGCCGAGGUGGUGUGCAGACAGCUGGGCUGUGGGCCACCCAGGGAGGCGGUCACCAACCCCAGGCACAACACCAGCGAGCCUCGCUUCGGACAGGGCUCUGGGCCCAUCUGGAUGGACAACGUUAGAUGCGCAGGGACAGAGCUGACUCUGAGGAACUGCCCCUUCGGUGCGCUGUGGAGCCAUGAGGAUGCUGGAGCCAUGUGCAAAGGUAACCACACCUGUGGCCUGAAACUCACCUGGAUGAACCUGACGAUCGGCCCCUGCUUCGCCUCCACACAGCUACCCACCUGUGAGGGGCAGUGUGACUCAAGGUGGGUGGUCAGGGACGGCAUGGUGCAGCCGGUCAGGUCUCAAUGUCAGGCGGCCACCUGGGAGGAACGUCUGCUCAGCCUGACGUGUGGCACACACACAUCAGCGCCGACAUCAUUUCCGUACAGACACAUCACUUCCUGCCUCUGUACCGCAGUUUAACCCAUCUUUAACCCGACUCCAAUGAAAAUCGUACCAGAAUA
Sardina pilchardus (European sardine) is the source of this 1601-nucleotide messenger RNA. Its product is annotated as deleted in malignant brain tumors 1 protein-like. The coding region runs from base 91 to 1560 and encodes 489 amino acids. The record is from RefSeq and is a predicted model, not a curated record. Gene Ontology annotation, cellular component: membrane. The transcript is spliced from 13 exons. Lineage: Eukaryota; Metazoa; Chordata; Actinopteri; Clupeiformes; Clupeidae. Gene Ontology annotation, molecular function: protein binding.